AUGGGGACCAAGAUCCCAAUUUCUUCACAGCUUAAAGAGGCUCUUCGCUUCCUUCUAAAAGCCCAAGCCGAACCAGCACACCACCAUUCGUGCGGACACAGCACACAGCACAGGAGCUCAGAAUGGAUUUUUGAAACAGAUACAUGGUCACAAUUACAAGCCCUCCGACAAACACUCUGCCAAAGACCUGCAAUUCCAAAGAUCCCAGCAGCUUCCCUCGCCCACAUCGAAGCAGUAAUCCAAUACAACAACCAGCACAAACUACUCACAUCCACAACAUCCAUCAAGACCGACGUCACAAUCCAACCCCAAACAUCAAAUAGCAGUCCUCUGCGCAUCUCAUGCUGGAAAGGCGAUAUCACCACUUUGUCAGAAGUCACUGCUAUAGUCAACGCCGCUAAUUCCCAGCUCGAGGGCUGCUUCCGCCCUGAACAUCUUUGCAUCGAUAAUGUCAUCCAUUCAGCCGCGGGCCCCCGCUUACGAGAUGCCUGCCACGAGCUUAUCAAAGCACAAGGACAUCCAGAGCCGGUCGGAUGUGCAAAGGUGACCCCGGGAUUCCUUCUUCCGGCCGAAUGGGUUCUGCACACCGUCGGCCCGCAGCUGGAUGGCAGAGAGAGCCCGAAACCGCACCACAAAGCCCAGCUUGCUUCGUGCUAUCGAGCUUGCUUGGAUGCGGCGGACGCGCUGCCCCCUCUGCCAGAUGGCCGGAAGGUUGUCGCCUUCUGCUGUAUCUCCACAGGCCUCUUUGCGUUCCCCUCUGCUCUUGCUGCGAGCAUUGCCGUUGAGACCGUGGUGUCCUGGUACCAGGAACAUAGCUCGACAUCUACCAUCACGGAUAUCAUCUUCGAUACGUUCCUCGAGAAAGACCGUCUUCUCUACCGGGACUUGCUAUCUGGAUUGAAGCAGAGUUGUUCUGAUCUGGAAACUCCCUCGCAGUUAAUUUCACCACCGUCUCUUCGUCAGACGCCUAAUUUAAAUCCAUCUAUCUUGAAAGCACGCGCUUGGCUCGAAGAUGCAUCGUCCCUCAUUAUCACUGCUGGCGCGGGCCUCUCUGCUGCGGCAGGCCUCGACUAUACCUCGACCGCUCUAUUCGAUUCCCAUUUCCCGGCCUUCAAGGCAAAGGGUCUGCGGCGAUUGUAUGAUGUCUUCGGAUACGGUGGCUGGGAUAGCCCAGGACAGAAAUGGGGUUACUAUUUCUUGCACUUGGAUAUGGUACGCAAGUGGCCCGUUUCGCCGAAAUAUCAGCUCCUGCGUGGGCUAACGGAUCGGUUUGCGGAUGGAGGAAGAUAUCAUAUCCGCACCUCGAAUGCGGAUGGGUUCUUCGUCAAGAAUGGGUUUCCAGAUGAGAAGAUCUCGACGCCUCAAGGUCAAUAUAAGUAUUUGCAGUGCUUUAAGAAGUGUCGGGCUGAUGCGGUUUUUCCUUCUGGACCUUUUGUUGAUGCGGCUUUGCCAUUCAUUGAUCCUGUUUCUCAGGCUUUGACUGAUGAGGCGUUGGUCCCGACAUGCCGGUUUUGUGGCGGAGAGCUGACAAUUUGUGUGCGUGGGGGUGGUUACUUCAAUCCGGGCCCUUAUAUCGGACAGGAAAGGGUUUGGAAGCAGUUCUUCAAGGAAUUGGAAGGUGAUGAACAGUCUGGUGGGACUGUCAUUUUAGAGCUGGGAGCUGGUUUGAAUACCCCCGGCGUAUUAAGGUGGCCAGAUGAAGAUGCUGUAUCUGAAUCGUCAAGUCGACAGUUUCGGUUGAUUCGUGUUGGAAUGGAGGCUUCGGGAUGUGUUCCUUGGGAACUGGAGGAAGAUGACUUGGCGAUUGGAGUUUCAGGAAAUAUUGACGCGGCUUUGGAGUUACUAUUGUCAUAG
This is a messenger RNA of Penicillium verhagenii, 1854 nucleotides long. RefSeq lists its product as uncharacterized. The coding region runs from base 1 to 1854 and encodes 617 amino acids. The transcript has a single exon. The record is from RefSeq and is a predicted model, not a curated record. Lineage: Eukaryota; Fungi; Ascomycota; Eurotiomycetes; Eurotiales; Aspergillaceae.